Messenger RNA from Camponotus floridanus (Florida carpenter ant), 1639 nucleotides. It is a transcript of the gene eIF3m, whose product is annotated as eukaryotic translation initiation factor 3 subunit M. Gene Ontology annotation, molecular function: translation initiation factor activity. Gene Ontology annotation, biological process: cytoplasmic translational initiation. The record is from RefSeq and is a predicted model, not a curated record. Gene Ontology annotation, cellular component: eukaryotic translation initiation factor 3 complex; cytoplasm. The coding region runs from base 173 to 1348 and encodes 391 amino acids. The transcript has 8 exons. NCBI's taxonomy places the organism in Eukaryota, Metazoa, Arthropoda, Insecta, Hymenoptera, Formicidae.
UGUUGAGUCCGCUGAAUGUGGCCGUUAGUCAACACACCUUCGUCCCUUCAAAGAGCCCUUUGCGUUCUUUACUGCGAGUACUUUAUUCAGAUAUCCAUUUAGCCCAAUUUAGUCUCUAUCGAUUGAAUUUACUGAAUUUUACUACAGUGAAACGUAUUUAUAGCUUAUCAAGAUGCAGGUGCCGCCCAUUUUUAUGGAAUUGCCAUUAGACGACCAGGCGCAAGAACUAAGGGUAUAUUUUAAAAGCCUUGGUGCAGAAAUUAGCGAAGAGAAAUCCCCCAAAGGUAUAGAAGAUGAUUUGCACAAGAUCAUUGGAGUAUGUGAAGCAUGUUUCAAGGAAGGAAACGAAAAUGAAAUAGAAACUGUAUUGAAUGAUAUUGUUUCUAUCAUGAUAUUGAUACCGACGGAACGAGCUGAAAAUUUAAUUUUGGCAUUUUGUGAGAAACUUGUAAAAGCACCUGGAUAUAAGCUUGGAUUGGUUUGCUUAAAAGCGUUAUGGCUGUUAUUCCAAUCUCUUGCCGAUGAUUCUCCAAUGAGAUAUCAUGUUUAUUAUCAUUUGGUGCAAAUAGCCCGCAAUGUCGACCAAGUAAAAGCUGUGUACAGUGGAAUAGAUCAAUUGAAACAACAGUUUGCCUCCUUUCCACCAUCAAAUGAACAAAUGCAGAAAUUACUACGUUUGUUACAUGAAGUUCUUUUAAGUUGCAAACAAGGAGAACAAGCAGCAGCUGUCAUGGUGGAAUUGUUGGGAACUUAUACAGCGGAAAAUGCUUCCGCGGCGAGAGAAGAUGCACAACGUUGUAUAUUAGCUGCAUUAGCGGAUCCUAAUACGUUUUUACUGGAUCCACUAUUGGCUUUAAAACCUGUGAGAUUUUUAGAAGGCGAAUUGAUACAUGAUUUACUACUUGUAUUUGUACAAGAUAAAUUACCAGCAUAUUUACAUUUUUAUCAACAUCACAGAGAAUUUGUUGAGCAUCAACUUGGAUUGAAUCACGAGCAAAACAUGAAGAAGAUGAGGCUAUUGACUUUUAUGCAACUUGCAGAAACAAAUCCAGAAAUGUCUUUUGAUACGAUACAAGAAGAAUUACAGAUUAGUGAAUCUGAAGUAGAAAGCUUUAUAAUUGAUGUUUUAAAAACUAAACUUGUAAGGGCGCGCAUGGAUCAGGCUGGCCGCAAAGUAUUAAUUUCUAGUACAAUGCACAGAACAUUUGGUCGUCCACAAUGGAUGCAAUUGCGAGAUCUACUUGUGUCAUGGAAAGCUAAUCUCUCAGCCGUACAAGAUGGCAUGAAGACUGUAGCUGCUGCGCAAAUCGAACUUGCAGCAAAAAAUAAAGCUACUCUUGCUCACUGACAGUAUCGAAAAAUUCCACAGAUUUUAUUUUGAGAAAAAUAAGGAAAAAUAUGGAAAAAUCAAAUUUCCUUAAAUGACUCUAUUUGUUAAUACACUUACAAAGAGUAUUAUAUAAAGCAUUUUGUCUACAACAAUCGUUAAAAAAAUAUAUAAAAGAUGGAAGAUAAUGCGACAAAUAUGGAAUAACAUAAAGAUGACACUAAUGUGACAAUUAAAGAGAUGUGCUAUUAUUGCUACAUGCUGCAGAAAAACGUCUAAAUUGCUACAAUUUCAAUAAAUUCAAACUCUUGA